Dreissena polymorpha is the source of this 2034-nucleotide messenger RNA. RefSeq lists its product as uncharacterized. NCBI's taxonomy places the organism in Eukaryota, Metazoa, Mollusca, Bivalvia, Myida, Dreissenidae. The transcript is spliced from 7 exons. The record is from RefSeq and is a predicted model, not a curated record. Bases 105 to 1016 code for a protein of 303 amino acids.
AAAGUGUUAUCUAAGGCUUUAUAUCAAUUAUUUAACGCCUGAAUGUGUUGAUAAACGAUACAAAAUUGUUAUCAUAUGUAUGAUAGUGUAGUAAAUAUUACAACAUGAACGGGUUUGCAAUACUCUUCGCCAUUAUUUUAAGCAAAGGUUCGCAAGGAAUAUUUAUAGACGAGGGGUCGCCAUACGCGGACGGACCAUUAGAAGUGGCAAAGUUAGACAUCACCGUAACAACAGAUACAAGUCCUAAACAUGUUCAAGUGUUCUUCCCUCAGGGCGCGGGUGAGUUUGCGGUUGUUUAUUAUGUGGGCGGCCUUAACACCCUCGUACUGACGGAACUCUACUCGAUAUUCUUGUCCAAACUGGCCUCCCACGGACUGUUCGUGUUCGGUAUUGACUACUAUUUCCCUGCGAACACGGGCCAGUUUGAGCAAGACAUAGACAUUUACUUCAAAGAGUUUGAUUUUUUAAGAAAGUACAUGGCGAACAAAACUGUUGGCGUUCCGAGAUGGGACCACACAGGAUUGCUGUGUCACUCGUCCGGAUGUGACGUCACACUUAGAAUGAUCGAAUCGAGGAGAUUUCCGUUUCAGUCCAGUGUCUUCCUUGAAGCGUUCAGCACACUUGCCCAUGCCUCCUCGAGCUUGAACUUCACCAUUCCUGCUCUUAUGUACGCAACCCAACUAGCGUACGAAGGUGUGCCCACCUGUAAUAUCAAAGGGUACGGCUUUGAGAAGUUCUACAGCUUGUGGAAGUGCCCGAGGAUAAAAAUGGAGGUCGCGGACUUCGGCCACUGUGAUAUUCUUGACCCAAUAGGCUGGGAAGCGUGCCAUAUUUCGCAUUUCUGCAAGACAAGCAACUCGUCUCGCCUGAACGAAUACCGACAGGCCAUUCAGGGGAUCUGUGCGAGCUUCUACGUCACCAUGCUUCAGGGUCGCCCAGACGCUGUAAAUUACAUCAUCGACGAACAGAAGGUUCCUGUGAAAUUGCUGGUCCAUGAUAGUGACUGGAACUGUUGAUGAAUGUCGUGGAAAAAAGUUUAUGCUACGAUGUUUAUUAAUUGGCAUAUCAUGAUCGUUGUUUUCUGUUAUUCAAAAAACUAUAUCUCUGAUUUACGUGAUUUUACGUGUUUAUGGAUGGUAAAUUUUCAUGGACACUUCAUUUACCGAUCAUCUCAAUGCCUAUUGCACUUCUGUUCCCGAUUACCCGACACAUUUACCACAUAUAACAUAAUUCGCUGUGAAAUACUGUUAUUGUAAGCAGACAAUACAACAGCAAUACUGAUUCGCUCUUAAGAAAUAGUUCUCUAUAGUUUAAAGUCAAGCACUUGUGACCCUUAAUAUAAUGCUCCACAAUUUCGGAAUAGUCCUCUGUUCUGUAUGUAAUUGCUGUACAAUAGAAGCACCUAUACUACGGCAGAGUAUUCUUAUUUAAGGGUUCAGAUCCUGUGAAAAGACAAAACAAUAAUACAUUUGAAAAAAAGAAGGAAUUUGUUUCGUUAAUACCUUUCAUGCACGCAUUCUUUUUCUCAGAAUCAGUUGUUUUUUUAUUUAAUUUAAUUUCUUACCCGAAUUGCUUUUUAUUCAACAAGUGAGAGUAGGCGAAACGCACUUCGAGCAACCGAUGCGUAAAGGGAAGUGAUCCAUAUGAGCAAAGAUCUAAUAAAGAGAGUUUUCUGCUUACUAUUUUUAAGUUUGUGGCUACAGAUAAGAAUCGUCUUGAUGAUGCGAUUGUAGUGAACAACGACAUAGGAUUUUUGCCACUUAAAGACCACAUUCUCUCGUUAUCUAGAGCCCUGCUAUAAUUAAAAGUAAACAUUAUCGUGUUGAUCCACAUGAUCCGUUGUAUUUUAUCUCAAGUAACCACUAAAAUCUGAAAGGAAGUGUUGUUUGUAAGAUGUAUUAUUCUAAAUAAUUAAAAUGGCGUAAAUUAUGUUAUUAUGAACUUGUUUGAUGACAAAAAUAAAACGUAUGGCAUUUUUAUAAUAAUGAAUAAAAAAAACUUGAUUCGUCAAACAAUCCAGUUUAUUGAAACGCA